Chelmon rostratus (copperband butterflyfish) is the source of this 7751-nucleotide messenger RNA. RefSeq names its product inositol polyphosphate multikinase b (gene ipmkb). Gene Ontology annotation, cellular component: cytoplasm; nucleus. Lineage: Eukaryota; Metazoa; Chordata; Actinopteri; Chaetodontiformes; Chaetodontidae. Gene Ontology annotation, molecular function: inositol-1,4,5-trisphosphate 3-kinase activity; inositol tetrakisphosphate kinase activity. Gene Ontology annotation, biological process: inositol phosphate biosynthetic process. Bases 945 to 2411 code for a protein of 488 amino acids. The transcript has 7 exons. The record is from RefSeq and is a predicted model, not a curated record.
GCCGCCUACACUGACCUGGAUAUCCAUGGCCGAGCAGGACUUCAUCGACCUUUUUUGAUAUUAUGGAUUUCAUAACGUUUUUGUGCUCAUCUUCAGAGAAUAUGCAUUCGUCUUGAAGACGGUUGUGCGGCAAGUGUGAUGUCUUACUGGUCCGCUCAAUUGUGACGUGAGGAAUGGCUUGCCGAGGUAAUGGACAGUAUCGAUAAGUUAGCAAUCAAAACCUGGACUGAAUAGCCUCUUCGUGAAAUAUCGGGACUUUAUGGUCUGUUUGCCCCCCCAUGCUGCUGUAUUUGCUGAGUGGAACUGGAUAUCCCCCCUGAGUGUCUCUAAACAUCUGCAUUACUGAGAGACAACACUAUUUACUUCUCUGACGCGAGGAAAUGGAGCUGCGUCAGGCUACAUGAACUUCAUAACGAUAAGGCCGGAGGUUUGUUGACUUUCCCUUCAUAAUAAAGGCACCAAAUCUAUUAAUUUUCCCUUUGAGUAAUGAAGUUUAGAAGUUGACAAGUCCUGUAACGGUUGGACAAAACGACAGUCGACCUUUUAUUACUAAAUUAAUGCUCCGUCUUUAUGACUGCUUUGGUCAAUCGUAGUAUCUAUACAUCUCCCGUCGUUUUAUUUUGGAAGCGUUGAACGGAACUCGUGCUGAUUCUGCUGUGUUUGACGCUGCUUGCAAGAGGCCAGGAUGUAUUUAUGCUGCUGUCCAAGACAUGAAAAGCGUUGAAUCAGCGCUGCUCCGGGAGACGUGCUCCAUCACCGGCCACAGCGGGGGUCACGACAGCGUUCCUGUCCGCCGGUGCUCCUGCUGCUGGGGACGCGAGCGAAGCUGCUGUGCUGCUUUCGUCUGAACUGGAAUAUUUCCAUGAAGGCUUCUCAACCUCACGCCCAAACAGUUUGUAUGCGGGGCUGUAUUCUGAGCUUACGUAAUAAAACGCCAAGUACUGAUGGAGUCCUCUCUAGCUCUCGGCAGACUGGAACUGACCCCCGGUUCACCCGCUGGUGGGGUCAGCCUAACCCCGCGGCUCUGCGGGGGCCCCCCUGCAAAAGAGAAGUGCGGCCAGCGGCCACAGGGGCCACAGGGGCAGGCUCACCUGAACGGCUGUGUCCCGCUCUCACAUCAGGUGGCGGGUCAUAAGUAUGGAGUGGAUAAAGUGGGGAUUUUGCAGCAUCCAGAUGGAACAGUCCUGAAGCAGCUUCAGCCUCCACCAAGAGGUCCACGAGAGAUGCAGUUUUACAGCAUGGUGUAUGCAGAGGACUGCUGUGAUCCCUGCCUUCUGGAGCUCCAGAAUUAUCUGCCCAAGUACUAUGGCACCUGGUCCUCUCCUGACAGCCCCAAUGACCUGUACCUGAAACUGGAGGAUGUGACUCGACGCUUCGUCAAGCCGUGCAUCAUGGACGUGAAGCUGGGCCAGCGGAGCUACGACCCGUUCGCCUCGCAGGAGAAACGGGAACAGCAGAUCAGAAAGUACCCACUGAUGGAGGAGAUCGGCUUCUUGGUCCUCGGCAUGAGGGUGUAUAAAGUGUGCAGUGACACGUUCGACUCAUAUGACCAGCACUACGGGAGGGGACUGGUGAAGGACACCAUUAAAGAUGGCCUGGCUAAAUUCUUCCAUAAUGGUGUCAGUCUGAGGAAGGAUGCAGUGUCAGCCAGCAUCUGCAGAGUGCAGCGCAUUCUCCGCUGGUUUGAGUCCCAGCAUCAGCUCACCUUCUAUGCCAGCUCACUUCUCUUUGUCUACGAGGGCCUCCCCUCCUCUUCCUCCACGUCCUCCUUUUCUUCCCCUUUCAGCACCCCCUCGAUCAGCCCGAAUGCAGGCAACACUGCCAUGUUAUCGUCAGCGGCCGACGGCGGUCAGGGUGGGGAGGGGAAAGCGAGGCAGGAAGGGGUGGGGCAGGAAGAGGAGGUGGCCGAGUACAACAACAACAACAUUCAGGUGUCUGUGCCGUGGGACUUCAGUCUGGCCACCAUUUACACCAACCACACAAAAGGUGGCCACCACCACUGUGCUAAGGGUCAUCUCCAUGGCAACAGUGGGGAUGAUGAUGCUGUGGAGAUAACAGUGAGCUCAGUUUCUGGGGAUAACAUCUCAGCACUCUGUGAAGAAGACAACUCUGCGUGGAAACGGACAGGUGAGUCGCAAAAGCCACCAAAUGGAAACGGAAACAAAUCACAACUGGAAGGGAAGGAUGAAGAUGGAGAGCGGGAGGACAGCGGCAGGAGGAGUAGGAGAGAGGAGGAGAAGCUGAAAGGACGAGGCGGUGCAACAGAGGGGAGUGGAGGAGACACAAAGGUGGAAGUCAGGAUGAUCGACUUUGCCCACGUUUUCCCGAGUGAGGGCCAUGAUUACGGCUACAUCUACGGCCUCAAACACCUGCUGACAGUGCUGGAGCACAUCCUGUGUGAGGCCGCCUGAAGCCCUCACUCCUCCCCGCCUUCUCUUUACCUCCGGACCUGCUCAGUGAACCACUGUCUCCCCCCGUCAACCCACUUUCCUCUCAAAAGCUGGAAACCCUCCGAGGACACAGGGACGAAUCAAAGAAGUGAAUAUUAAAAUAGAACUAUCAUCGUCAUCAUCAUCAUCUCACCUGAUUGUGAUGGUCUAUCAUUUGUGUGUGUGUGCGUGCGUGCUGGUGCGUGUGUGCGUGCGUGCGAGCAAAGCGGAGGUAGGAGAGGCAGACAGCUGUGUUUUCCCUGUGAUCAGCAGCGCUACAUGCACUAAUCAAUCCAUGAAGGCAUUACGACCCGGAACUUAAACACAACAUCUUCAGCUCUGCAAGGUCACAUGACUUCACCUUUAUUCCAUCCCAAAUGCAUUUCUAGAAAAUAGGUUUUGACCAACAUAUGCCAUCACCAUGGCCACUGAAAUGAUCUGGUAUGUUUCUUUUAAAAUUGUAUAUUGGUACACCUCAAAAUAGCUGUAAAUCAGGAAGUGCCACUGUUUUAUGGCCAAAUCCAUUUUAAGAGUUUAGCAUCUAUGUGAUGAAGUAUCUUGAUUUUCACUUAUAUACUUCACUGGAUUAGCCUAAAGAUGAUUCCCAUCUGUUCCUAACGGUUUCUGAAUUUCUAGGAAAUUUACUAUAUUGUGAUAUAUAUCGAUAUUGCAGUAUAAAAUUACAUUUAUUGUGAUUUUUAUCCAUGUGGUCCACCCCUACCUCAGUAUAUUUUGACAAAACAGGCCCAACUUAAGGUCCACUACCUUUUUCCAGAGCUAAUGAAGUUUUCCCAGGUUCCCUGGACAUGUAAGAUUAUUAGCUGUUAUGAUUUCAUCCAUAGUCAUCCAACAUCUCCAUGAAAAAGUAAUAUUUUAAGUGUAAACCAAGGAUGUGAAAUGGAUUAGGAUUUAUCUGACUGAUGCAAUCCAUUCCAUGGAGUGAGCCUGAUCCAGGACUUGACUUCCUGUCUCCUGCUGAAAAAGGAUACAUUAGCAGUCCGCGGAUGGACGGUUGUCAUAGAGAUGGAUCUGUUGACACGCAGGCUCGUUAGUAGUUAUGAUUUUAUCAAUAUAAUUUACAGGUGUGGAGUGGAUCCUCUGGAUUGUUUGAUAGGUGGCCAGUCCUUCACAGCAUCAGGAUCAAUCCAAAGGUCUGAAAGCUAUAAGCUGAAAAUUGAUUUUUCAAUUCAAGUGAAUUCAAAAGGAAUCGGUGAGAGAGACUUUUGUUUGUGUUCGGUCGAGAUGAGGUGUACUAUUGAACUAUGCACUAGAAAACUACCUAAAACUAUCUAAACCUAAUCUGUUAGACAUAGCACAAGCGUCAUUGUGCUCCAGGACUCAAAACAUGUUGCGUUUAUCUGCAUCCUGGGCGUCGAGCUAAAGCCCAUCCACAGUGGUUAGCUGGGUUUGGUUCCUUUAGGUUUAUAGUACACUGUCAAAUGAAACCAGAGCGGGGAAACAGAAGCCUCCUGUUUGGCCUCCACUGGACCAGUGAAACAAACAGUGGAACAGCUGAAUUAGGAUCCAAAUGGCUGCUCGAGGGUUAAACUGACACAGAUUUGCUGUAAGUUUGUGAGCAUUGGGUAAAACAAGAAGUCUGCAGAAUGUUGAGUUUUAAGUUGGGUCGUCAUUUUGCAUUUUGUUUAAACCACUGUCCACAGGUAUCUAACUCAGGUAAUUUUACUGUAAGAAAAACUGCUUAAUAUUACUGCUACUGUCCUCUCAGCAAGAUGAUCCUCAUGCUGUCUGUUUUAUAGUCUUACUCAAUGUUUGGCUUUUUGACCAUAUCAAUGUUCAUCUUUGAGCCAUGUUUCUGACCGCUUAACCUUAUAGAGACCUUACAUGUUACGUUGUCUUUUACCAUGGCUGUUUUAAUCGUUGUACGCGUUGGGCUGCCAAAUCACCUCCCCUGUCAGAAGCCUGUGCUCUUUGCUGUGUUUAUUCUGGUUAAUUAGGUGUCCCCCCUCUUUUCUGCCUUAGCUUUAGGAACAGGAUUAUAUUCUAUUUUUUAAGAAAACUUAUAUCAAAAGGUUGAUCGUUGCUCAUGAGUGGGUUGGACGUGCCAUUUCUCUUGCAUUAACCAUGAGUGAUUCUAUGAUUUUAAGAUAGAAUAUAGUAAUUAAGUGGUUUAGGAUUGAGCAAGAAUAGGAAAAUCAGCUGUUGAGAAGUGAUUGCUGGGAAUACUUUUAUUAUGAUUUGACAGAAACGUAAUGCCUUCCCUAAGAAUUUAAGAUUGUAGUAAAAAGAUAUUUGAAACAUGCUGCUUUAAUGGGAGUCGGAUGACGGGCUCACCAGAAAGGGACAGAAUGCUAAAGGAACGAAGGGCAGCGACUGAAUGGGGGGGUUGGCUUGGUGCAGUUGGGCAGAAACAGAAGUCAGUAAGUCCUUUUUACACUGAUCUCAGCAUGAGAAAAUAUACAAUAUAUUAUUUAAAUUAUUUUUUUAUGCCAUGUUAUCAAAGGUUUAGUUAAACUGUAUAAAGACCAAAGCAUUCGUUUAGCUGUGAUGGACUUAUGGAAGCCCAGAGCAGCCUGGGUUAAAUAUAAGCAAUCAAGGUUUCUGUACAGGCUUUCUGACUCCAGCCUCUGCCCUCGACACCAACACUGGAGCUACUUUAAAUGUCAUGUUAAAUCUCACUGCUCCAGUCUGCCACAAACCCGCUUUGAUUUGGUCCAUCAGUAUGCACAGGCCUCUUAUGUUAAUGCAGCGUGGAAUAUAUAAACAUAAUGAAUAAUAUGAAAAUCCAGAUCUUUUGUAAAUGAACUUGAUUUGAUGAUUUUAAUCUGAACUCAAAGAAACUGGGAACUAUUAAAAUGAACAGUUUCUUUAGCAUUUCUUUUUAAUAAACGUGAUUGUCUGAAAAAAUCAACAUGAAAGUUUAGGAGUCUUUUGAAGGAUGUUUACAGCAAUUGAUUUUUAGUUUUUUUUUUAUCGCCGCCUUAUUUUCUCUUGAUGUCCUCAUGUCAUCUCUGUGUUUUGAAUAUUGAUUAUUGAUCAUUCCGUCAGCUUUGUGAAUCUCCUCUCUGUAUUUCUAGCCUGUUGUGGCAUGGCUAACUAACAAAAACCAUAUCAUGUAUUUGUACACAGGGCAUUGUUGAUGUUGGUUUCAUGAUUGAAUGACUCGUAAUGAUGCAACUUUUGAUUUGAACCUCUACAUGUAAAAAACAGAAAAUAAUCAAUCUUACUGAGAGGUUUUAUUUCAGUGUAGGUGGGCAGAUUUCCCAACAGCACAUCCACUCUGUUCUUUACAAUUUACUGAAUGUUAAAACGAUUACAAGCACCAGCAUUUUGGUCUAUUUAAAAUGUCCCUUUUAAAGGGCCACUGACGGUUUUUUCUUUCUUUACAUUACAGCCAAUCAACUGCAGCGGAGCAUAAUGUUUGGCGUCCACUCCACAUUAUGUCUGCCUUUCACUGUCACUCUUACUUACAGUCAUUUUUAAAUGCAGACUAAGUUGAACAGUCUGAAUCAUGUGCAGUCUAUAGUAAAAAGCAUGAAUACCAAUCUGGUCAUUUCAACCUUUAUUGGCCUGUACCUAUGACAAACCUGGCCACUUUCAAAUUUAACAUGCGAAGCCGUGUGUGGCAUGUGUGGCUGAUUUUUCUGUACAGUUAGUGAAGAGUAACACUGCCCACCUCCUCUGCCUCAAAAUGUCUCAGUAAAAUCUGGAUAGUCUGGAUGCAUCUGCACUGGAAACUGAUACUACACCAUUACAUUUUAGUCCUGAGCACUAAGAUAUGACAAAAGUCUCGUUAUAGAAGCUUUGCUGAACAUACUGCAUCAUAUCAGAAUGACAGUCCAGCUGCGACAGUCCAGCUGUGACAGUCCAGCUGUGGUUCUGGUGUUUCUGGUUCUGCAUUUCCUGACUUUUCCUGACCUCUGAUGAUUAGGAUGCAAAAUGUCACACUGACAGUUCCAGUGAUUAGAUGAGACAGAGUGAAUCUGGUGGGUCUGGCUCUAUGUUUCGGUCUUUAUGCUCUACUCAUUUGUUUACAUUUCAGUUGCUCUCCUCGUGACCAGGAAAGGUUAGUUAGAGGCCAGAACGUGAUUUUCUAUUCUUUAACUGCAGGGCUUUAAUAGGAUGUUUGGUACUGAGUGAAAUGUUUUUCUUUGGUUAUUAUUUGUCUAUCAGGCACUGCAUACUAAUGAAAUAGCCGAUUUAUGACAUCUGUUUUACAAAUUUCCUUCUCCUUUGGACAAAAAAGCGAACCAGCCACCCUCUAUUGAAGGAGCAUAAAGGUGGUGUGUCAUGUUUUAGACCAUUAACUACAAAUUAUGUCCUGCACAUUACUGCCAGCCAUUUCACAGCAUACUGUACACCACUCUGCAAAAUCUCAUAAUCGCAUAAUAACAUUUUUUUUUUAAUCACUGAGUCAUUAUUAACUAAGAAGAGACACAAAGCAAUGACUGUAAAUGCUGAAGCUAAUUUAGAGUAACUGCAAGUGAAUUUUCAUCACCCACUGACAUGAUGGGAGGUGAGCAGCUGCCUGGAAGGUUCAAAAUCUGAUGGGAUGCUUUGAAAAAUGGACAGCAGUAAUCUGAGUAAAUGGGGUAAAACAUGCAAAACCAGCAGUAUGCCUCCUUAGUGGGGUUGAGGAAACAAAUGUGAAAUGUGGGACUAGUGUCUUCUCAGCCAAUCAGAAUCCUUUGCUUUCAGCUGGGACCACAGCUCCAGCUGAAACCAUUUGACUUUCUUUGCGCUUGUGAUUGAGCUUUCAGCUGCGUCAGUCGGAGUUCUGAUGCUGCCUUUAUGUCAUGGGAAGAACCAUCUCAGAACAUCUACAGAUACUCUUUCCCUUUGACACAAAUGCUGCCGUAGUGAAAGAUUAAAGGGUCAUGCACACUUUUUACUAAAAUGCAUUUUCUAAGUACACACAAAAAGAUGAUCUCUGCUUCUGAUUGGCUGUGAUAUCCUCCAACACUUUUCCUUUGAGGUGUAAAUGCCAGGUUAGUGUGGCUGACUGUUGAAUGCUGUUCAUGUGGUGUAAAAGCUGAACACUGUGAGUGCUUGCAGCAUGGUGUUGUUCGGCUGCCAUCAUGAAAACAAAACCUGUUGGAGGAUUAAAAGUGUACCAGGUCUAAUUCAGCUUUGUCUAACACAUGGAGUUAAGUGAGGGACUGAACCUGGCCCACCCUGUUGAGCCCUCUUAUGGGAACUGAGCUCUUCAGCGCCUCAGUGUGGAUUCUGAAGAGUGUUAUGAGCCUGAAGCAGAACAGAAAAUAUCAUCCGUGUACAUAAGGAGAGAAACUCAAACAGUAAAUGUCCUCUACAACUACAAACCUGAUAACUUGUUAUUUUUUCAGCAAUAAAAAUAUUAAUCAA